GGUGCCAAUGUUUGUGAUAAUGCUGGCUGAGGUCCUAUUGCCAAUCCUGACAGUCUGCGGUCUGCCAGUCAGAAUUGCACACUGGGGCUUUUGUUAUCGAGGAGCGCAUUACAGCAGGAAGUUGGUCAGGCCCUGGGAGACGACAGCUGCAUCAACAGACAUGAUGUCUGAGAACUUCGUUGUUCUUACUCAGCCAGUGACAAACCAGGUGAGAGAGCCACUCAGAGUCAUCACAGCCCUGUGUUGUGACACUCAACAUGGUGGAAAAACAACAAGAAAGGUCUCAGUGUAUCAAAGUAUCAUUUUCUGGCCUUAACUGUAGAGAAAUGGCGUAAUCCACUCGCCAUAUAAUAUUAUAUUAUAAAGCUCAUCAGGCCGUAAAUGUUAAACUAUAUUUUUCUAUAACAUGGCGCCCUCCGAGGCAGACGUGUUUGCGCAUUCCACUCCCGAAUGCCGACUUUGUCUUCGUUUGUCAUCCUAUAUAUGUUGAUCGUACAAUGAGCGCCAGAUGCAGUGGCGUAAAUCUUGAGCAAACUCAAUUUAAAGAUGGUGCACGGUGCACAGGAUUACGGCUACAUCUAAUGUUUGCCCCUCCUGGAGAUUACUCCAUACUUCGUCAGUCUGGAUCAUCUGGGUUUCGCUCUGUCACUUGUCUUUUGUAAACAGGGUCUUUAUUCAACACUAAACUGUGUCGCUGUGAACCCUCCACACAAACAUUCGCAGGUGCCAAUUCGGCACCGGAGCGCGCACUGUUUGAGUCGAAUGGCGAAUCAAUCACACCUCAAAUUUUAAUGUCACAACUUAGAGCAUUCCGUUUUGUAAUAAUGUAAUGUUAUGAAUUUCAACCAUUUUAUGCAAAUAUGCCUAUUCCUUUUUCACUCUUGGAGAAAAAAAUUGUGGGGGAGAAUCGUUCCAGUGUGUUCUGAAUUAUGGAGAUACUAACUUCCGCUUGGGCCUAGAAUGCAUACGGCACUCGCUGUGGGUGCCUAGCAACGGUUGCUAAGCUGUUUACUUACGUCAGACGUUCCUUUGAUGAGGUUACGUCCAGAUUUACCUAACAAGUCUAUGCCAACAAUAGUAGUUUUAACUAUACACAGAGUCAGACAGUUCGGUUAGUUUUAACCAGACACACUCACAGAAAUAAGUAGCCAAUUUCAAAAACAUUCACUUCGUAAAAGACCAGCUAACAUGGAUGUAAACACUGACGGUCUCCCGGAAUUAACUGUGGAACAGCUUCACCCAUUGACUCAGUCCAGUGACUCUGGAAGCCAUGAAGCCUCAUCACAUCAACUUCAGGAGGAGCAAAUUACCGUACUUUCAGAUGAUACUGUUGAGGUGAUUACUACAGUAGACGAUAUGAAAGAGACAGAUGCUACUGCUCAGGAAUUCAGCGUCGAGCGUUGCACGAAUGAAGAGAGGGGAAAACUUAAGGAGAGAUUUGCUAAGCACUUUGCCAAACUGUCAUUUUAUCGAAUCAUGACACAGCUACAAGGCAAAUUCUUUAGCCACUGCACUGCACUUUCUACCAGUGAUUUGCAUUCUCACAUGGUUCAGGUUAACUCGCUGUUUGAGGAACAAGAAGGUGAGGUUUGCCAGGGCAGCCUUAUAGAAACCAUCUCCAGCGGCGAGGCCCCGGUAUUAACAGAUAAACUUUGCGGUGUACUGAAUGAUUUUGUUGACGGCUUAAGAUCGAAGACCAUCACAAAAUCAGGCGGCCACAUCAUUAUAUCAGUGACUCCACCAACAUCUGUUGUGCAUCAUGAGAUACAGAACAGCGUGCAGCGUUUCCUCGGAACGAUGAGGGAGUGGCUGCGCACUCAGGCUGACACCUGUGUGAGCUCGGUGAUGACACGGAUCGCUGAAGAUUCAAUGUCUUUCCCAAGUGAAGCGGUGAGUGUCACUGCUGAAGGGGAGGAAAGGACAGACAGCGGCCAAGAAGCUACAUUAAAUGAUCAUCUGUCUUCCCCAAGUGAAGCGGUGAGCGUCAACGCUGAGCAGGUGAAAAGGACAAACAUGGGCCUACGUAGUUAUGCAAGCUUCGCUGCUGAAGAGAAGGAAAGGGGACAAGGUUAUCUGUCUUCCCUACAUAAAUGGGCAAGCGUCACUGCUGAAGAGGUGAAAACGAUAUACAUUGCCCAAGAAGCUACAUUAAAAGAUCAUCUGUCUUCCCCAAGUGAAGCAGUGAGCAUCACUGCUGAAGGGGAGGAAAGGACAGACAGCGGCCAAGAAGCUACAUUAAAAGAUCAUCUGUCUUCCCCAAGUGAAGCGGUGAGCGUCAACGCUGAGCAGGUGAAAAGGACAAACGUGGGCCUACGUAGUUAUGCAAGCUUUGCUGCUGAAGAGAAGGAAAGGGGACAAGGUUGUCUGUCUCCCCUACAGGCAAGUAUCAGCGCUGAGCAGAUGAAAAGGGUGAGAGAACGUUACGUGGAGGCAGCUGUGUCCUCUGUGUAUGCAAGGCUUAUCGUGAAUUGCAAAGUAUUAGUUAAUCCACCACAUAACUCCAUGAAGCGAGUGCGUGAAAGAACCUGUGAUCUCUUGAAGUCUGAAGCUUUAGACUGUAAUUUAAAAUUUUUGAAGGACCUGGACAAAAAGGUGUUCAAAGACCUGUGCAAACAUUUUGGCAGUGCAGAUGGGGUGCAGUUUCAACUGUAUUCGGAUACAACAGUAACCGAAGAUUACAUCGCCUUGACUAUAAAAAAUCACUUACUUAACCCUAACCCACCAAAGAAACACAGCGCCAUUCGCAGGUUCUUUACUAAUGCGUGGAAAGUUAUCCGAUGUCGCUAAAGUAGUCAAAAGGAAAUCGUUGAGUGGUAGGACUCUUUGCACUUCCGGGACCUUUGCCACAUAAGUGUACAGUAUGACAAGAGAUAACGCAUUCCGUAUGACAUCCAUGGUAAUAACAAGCUUCUCAGCAUUACUAUUGUGAGCUCACAGCUACAGUAAAAGACAAUGGCUUGACUCUGUCCUCACCGUGAGUUUGCAAUCUGCCUACUAUGAUGUUGUGGGUUUCCUCCCACAUUAAAUAAGGAAACAAUUCGGCAAUCUAA
Messenger RNA from Monopterus albus (swamp eel), 3050 nucleotides. RefSeq lists its product as uncharacterized. Bases 1189 to 2787 code for a protein of 532 amino acids. The transcript has 3 exons. NCBI's taxonomy places the organism in Eukaryota, Metazoa, Chordata, Actinopteri, Synbranchiformes, Synbranchidae. The record is from RefSeq and is a predicted model, not a curated record.